Eimeria necatrix is the source of this 2787-nucleotide messenger RNA. RefSeq names its product LETM1 and EF-hand domain-containing protein 2, related. Gene Ontology annotation, molecular function: ribosome binding. The record is from RefSeq and is a predicted model, not a curated record. Gene Ontology annotation, cellular component: mitochondrial inner membrane. The transcript is spliced from 16 exons. Bases 1 to 2787 code for a protein of 928 amino acids. Gene Ontology annotation, biological process: intracellular monoatomic cation homeostasis. Lineage: Eukaryota; Apicomplexa; Conoidasida; Eucoccidiorida; Eimeriidae.
AUGAAGAAUGUCCUUUCUCUGGGUUACAAGUCAGCAGCAGUGGCGGCGAGCAGCGCAGCAGUACCAGCUAGGUACUCCCCACAUGCUGCAAGAGCGACAGCAGUAGCAGCAGCUGCUGCUGCCUCGGCAGCACGUUCUGCAUCCACCACAAUAGGAAACACAGUAUGUUUGCUCGGAGGUCGUUCGACAAAUGCUCGCAGAGCGAGCACAACCCGUAAUGGCCCACUCAGGGGCCCCCAGAGGGGCCCCAGCGCUCCAUGGGCUCCUAUUAGUGCCCUAGCUGCGAAUAUGCCUUGGACUGGCGGCAGUGUUAGCGCGCCAAUCAGCAGCAACAGCAAAAGCAGUGUUUUCCAAGAACGUCCCGCCGCCUCGCCUUCCGUUUCUGCACCAGCAGCAGCACCAGCGUCUGCUGAGAGCUGCAGAAUAGUCAUGUGUCGAACAUUCCAUCAAGUGCAGCAGCAGCAGCAACAACAGUUGUUGCUGCAGCUGCAGCAGAAGCAACAACAGCCGCACAGCCUCUUUUCAGUCAAAAUCUAUCCCUUCAGUGUAGCAGCAGCUAUACAGCGCCGAGCCUCAUCUCAUGCUGCAGAUGCAUCUCAGGGCGCGUCUUCACAGUCGUCGAAACAGCAGCACAGAACGCAAGCCGCAGGAGCCCCGGGAGGUCCCCCGGGUGGCCCCGGCGCACCCCCAGGGGGGCCGCGUUCGAAGUGGAGGUUUGUGAAGGCCGCGGGAAGGCAUGCAUUUGCGGCGAUGAAGAAGUUGGCGAAACUGUUGUGGCGUUUCGUCGUGAUCACCUGCCGGUACACUGCAGAGUUCAUUCGGAACCCCCGCGUGGUGGAGAAGUGGUACGCGAAAGCCAAGCAUGCAACGCUUCACACGGUGCGCUGGUGCUUGACUGGUUUUCGUCUGUUCUUCGCAAAUGUCCGCGUAUCGUAUCAGCUGCUGAAGAAAAAGAUACUGGGUUAUCCUCUGAGGUAUAAUGAGCAUAAGCUGUUCGUUCGUACUACAGCAGACGCUCUGAAGCUUAUCCCCUUCUCGUUGCUUAUUAUUGUGCCGCUGGGGGAGCUGCUGAUUCCCGUGGCUCUGCGGCUAUUUCCAAACAUGCUGCCUUCUACUUUUAAACAGCAGCCCGUGGACCACGCCUUCCUGAGUCGCAAGCUGCAGGCUAAGCAGGAGUUGGCGGCUUUCUUCCAAGAGUUGUUACAGGAGCGGACGAGGCAACUGAUAGAACAAACCCCUGCUGCAGAUUCUGCGGCGAAGGCAAAAGCCCUCAAAUCGUUCCAAGCAAAAUUGCUCAAACCAAAUAAUACUUCAGAGCCACCGCUUCCUGGGUUGAAAGAGGUGCUGGAAUUUUCGCGUUUGUUUAAGGACGAUUUUGUUCUAGAUAAGAUGGACCUGCAAACUCUUCAGGUCAUGUGCAAGUUGCUGGGCCUACAGCCCUACAGCGUCCGCUCCCAUGUGGUGCUGCAGUUAAGACACCACAUAAACCACAUACAAAGGGAGGACAGGGAGUUUCUUUGGGAAGGCGUGGAGAGCCUUACCCACGAGGAACUCGUGGAGGCCUGCAGAGACAGAGGCAUGAAGUUCUACGGCACCACAGAUGACGCCAUGAGGGAGCAAAUGAGGCGCUGGCUCGAGGUGUCAAGCCACUGCGACGUGCCCCCAAUUUUGCUGCUGUGGAGCCGCUGCGUAUCUAUGAUACCUGCGUCUCGCUUGCCAGAAGCAGCAGCACCAGCAGCGCCAGCAGCAGCAGCAGCAGCUCCUGGAGCAGACGAGACGGCAAAAGAACCCAGCAUAUCGCUUGCUGCAGUCGCAGGGCAGCAAGCUGCAGCAGAGGAGCAGAAAGAUGAGGCUUCAGCAGCAAAAGAAGCUGCAACGACUGCUGCUACUACAGCAGCGGCGACGGAUGCCGAAACUGAAACAGAUUCAUUGAGGAAAACAGCGAGCCUCGAGGCAAUGACGAAGCAAGUAGAGCUGCUGAGGGAGGAGGAAGAAUCCCUAAGGCAAAGCAUUUCAUUGUUGCAAGAGGAGCGAGCACAGCACACCCAGAUGCAGAAGCAGCAGAGGCAUCCGGAAGCUCCAGAGGAUGCCCUAGACACUUCAGCGGAAACCCUACAGCAGCAGCUGCAACAGCAGCAGCUUCAACAGCAGCAGCAGCCAGACGUCCCAGAAGUUCAGGGUACUCCUGGAGACGCAGCUACCGUAGAAGCAGAAGCGCAGGCGAACACGGAGUCAGGGAAAGAAACGCGGGAUGGCCGCGAUGUGGAGAGAGAGCUUCGGUUGCUGCGGCAGUUGACAGAUAUACAACACGAGCACGAAGAGAGACAAUUCCACGUUUUUAAUCAAGUGCAAAUGGCCGUGGAAGCACUCAAGAGCAAGCUCGCGCCUCCCACCAAAGGAACAGCAGAAGCAGCAGAAGCAGCAGACGCAACAGUGUCAGCGGCAGCAGAAGCAGCAGCGACAGCCGCAGAAGUGCUCGAGCCAGACCCCAAAGAAGUACUGCGCCAGCAAGCAGCAGAAUUGCUGAAAGAUGAGUUGCACGAGCUCGAUCUAUGUAUGGCUCUGUUGGCCCAAGAGUUUGCCGAGGACGCGAAGGAAGUGGAGCAUUUCAUGACAGACGCAAGAAACCCUCCAGACGAUAGCGCUACGACUGAAGGCGAGGGACAGUCAGCAGAGGACGUCAGCGAGAGAGAAAGGGAAAAAGCAGAAAUGAAAGUGACGAGUGAAACAAAUGCAGAUGAGAAGCAGCCAAACGAAACAAAUAAAGUACACAAAGCAGAGUCAUGA